This is a messenger RNA of Dermochelys coriacea (leatherback sea turtle), 2457 nucleotides long. It is a transcript of the gene LCP2, whose product is annotated as lymphocyte cytosolic protein 2. Gene Ontology annotation, molecular function: protein binding. The coding region runs from base 277 to 1887 and encodes 536 amino acids. The record is from RefSeq and is a predicted model, not a curated record. The transcript is spliced from 21 exons. Gene Ontology annotation, biological process: intracellular signal transduction; cell surface receptor protein tyrosine kinase signaling pathway. Lineage: Eukaryota; Metazoa; Chordata; Testudines; Dermochelyidae.
AGAUUCAGAUAAAGGAAGUGGUGAGGCUGAAUAGCUGACAAGUUUUCUGAGAAGAGACCAUUUUGUACUCAGAGGAAGCAGUUGCUCUCUUGGAUAUUCUUGCACCAUAACUCAGAAGUAAAAGCAAAACUAUUUAACAAAAGCUCUGGGUAUUUCUUAGACAAGUGGAUUAUUGAAUUUGCUGCAGGUAGCCACAGGCAGAAAAUCUAUGGCUGCCUGUUUCAUUAAAACUACUGGCAUGAAAAUCCUGUAACUGCUUAGGAAAAAAGAGCUGAAAUGGAUUUACAAAACAUUCCCUAUCGCUCAGUGGUGGUCGCUUGGAGCCCAGAUGACCUGGCAGACUACUUCAAGAAAUUAAAGUAUAAGGACUGUGAAAAAGUCGUCAGAAAACACAGCAUAAGUGGACAAAGGUUUUUGAACAUGUCUGAAAACGAUAUUCAGAAAUUUCCCAAACUGAGUGUGCCAAUCAUAAGUAAGUUAAGUCAAGAAAUCAAUAGGAAUGAAGGAAGAAUAAGUUUCUUCCCAAAACGGACCCAGCCGCAGAAGUUUCCUGACAAUACAGGAUGCUGUCAAGAAGAGGAAGAAGGCUGGUCUUCAUUUGAAGAAGAAGAUGAUUAUGAAAGCCCAGAUGAGGAACAGGAACAAGACGCUGAUUAUGAAUCACCAACUGAUGAACCAGAACAUGACAGUGAUGAUUAUGAACCUCCUCCAUCCAACAAUGACGUAGCACCCCAUAAUGUCAUAUUUCCUGCCAAGUCAAUUCCAAGCAACACUGAGUACAUAGAUAGACCCACAACUGCUAGACCAUCUCCCCAGCCUCCUAUUCCACCACAGCGACCUGGCCCAUCCCCUGUACCAGCAUCAUAUGCGGGUAGAGGCACUCCUAUGUCACCUUACCCUCCUCCAUCAAGCAAUAAUGAUAUGAAUAGAGAUAAAAGUGCCAAGCCUUUAAAACCCCCAGCUCCUUCUAUAGACAGACGUACAAAACCCACACUGGAUCGUCCUGGGCCGACGUUUGAAAGAGACAGCCCAGCAGCAGGGAAGAGGGCAGUGUUUCCUGACAAGCCCAUGGCACCACAACUAAGAUCUCUGGGAGAACAGUUAGCAAAGAUACAAAAGCCUCCCAUACCACCAGCUGAUAAACCUGAAAGAGGCAAUCCAGUCCCUGGAAGGAAGCCACCACCCCUAAAGCAAGGUUGGGCACCAGAAAGAAGAUAUGAUGAAGAAGAUGAGUCAAUCCCCCAGAGACCAGCACAACAGCUAUCUUUGCCCCCCUUCAGCUCCAACACAUUCCCUUCAAGGACUGUCAAGCCACCCCCUAAACACAGUCCUUCAGGAUCCAACAGUAUGCCUGGACCAUAUGCAGAAAGUACUAACAGCCUUUCUUCAAGCGGAUCACUACCGCCACGCUUUCAGCUAGGUAACAUCAAUAGAGCUCCUUCAAAAGGCUCAGCAGAUGGCAGACCUCCAUUACCAAUUCCUAACAGGCAGGUUGUGCAGCCACCAAGCAUGGAUGAAGAUGAGUUUCAGGACUCACUGAAUGCAGAGUGGUAUGUUGCAGACAUCAGCCGGCAGGAAGCAGAAGCAGCUCUUAGGAAUAUAAAUAAGGAUGGGACAUUCUUGGUGAGAGACAGCUCGAGAAAAACUUAUACACAUCCAUACGUACUGAUGGUAUUAUACAAAGAUAAAGUAUAUAAUAUUCAGAUUCGUUAUCAGGAGCAAAAUCAAAUUUACUUGUUAGGAACUGGCCUGAAAGGAAAAGAGGAUUUUUCUUCAGUGGCAGAUAUUAUUGAUUACUUUCAAAGAACACCCCUUCUGCUGAUUGAUGGAAAAGACCGAGGUUCAAGAAACCAAUGCAAGUUAACAUAUGCUGCAGGAUCUACUUAGAAGAAAUCUUAAUAUCUGGGAUCAACGGUCUACAAGAACAUACAAACCUCAUGAUAUUUCCAUUUGUAUUCAGCGAACUGAAAUAAUGGAUUAAAAUUCCUUUUGAUUUUAAUGAAAAAAUAUAAUUCUCUCAUUUUAAAGUGUGUUUUUAAAAAAACAGAUUUGCAAAAUACUUUCUACAAUGUAUUUAUUACUCUCCAUUGUUCAUACACUGCAUGAAAACUCUACAUGUGGGUGAUGUCAUUUUCCAACUUCCAUCUCGCAUGUGAAGUGUUCUCCAUUCCAUAUUACAGGAUCACAUGUGGUUUACAUAGCAGAGAAUUACAUUGCUUUCUUACAAAGCAAAACUAUGCAAACUAUUGUUCAAGUUUAUGGUACCAAUUACAUUAAGCUGCAAACUGAAAUCAAUUAAUGUCUGUAUAAUGCUUGUACAGUACAGAGUAACUGCUAGUGACUGUUACCUGUAUUGAAAGAUUGUAUUAUUUACUUUGAUGUAUUUUAUGUAAGUUGAUAUAAAAUUUAAAAAACCAUGUGUAAAUUGAGUCAAUAAAAAUGCCAUAUGUCACAGUC